UGUAAAUUUUUAGUUAAGGUUUAUAUUGGUACAAAAAUAAAAUCUGGACACAAAUUAGUAUAGCUGAAAAAUAAGAGGGAAGAAUAUAUGCUUUAAAAACAAUACUUACAAGUUGGAUGUGGUUUUAAGACUUGUCGUCCAAUGAAAAGUAAGUCCCACCCAUCUCUUUCUGAAUAACCUUCAUGAUUGGCUAAUAUAAAAGUCAGUUUCUUUCGCUGUCCUGGCAACGUUCUCCGACACGGAAGUUGUCAUCGGCGCGAAAGACUAACAUCCGAAGCUCAAAGCGGAAGAAAACAAGUGUCAGUUACCGGACUUAGUCCACAGCUGAGGGGAUGGAACCCACCUGUGUGUCUGUAGUGUGUCUGUAGUGUGUCUGUGUCGGUGGUCAUGCAGCGGAGUAAAGCGUCUGUGAGUGUGGAGGUGAAGCAGGUGAUCGCAGCUCUGUGCAGACUGCUGGCGGCCACCGGGCUGGACUCGGUCCCAGCACCUGAGACCUUCAGACGGGCCAAAUUCAGUGGUGGACCCGAGGUGGAAGGUCAGUUUUGGAAGCUCCUCGCCACCAUCCUCCAGAGAACUGGUGUUGUGUCCUCUGAAGACAGCUCACAGCUAAGAGGAGACUCGGAGCACAGGAAGCUGGUGGCUGCAGGCCUCUGGCAGACUGGUUACCAUGCUGACUGGAUGUGUGGGAGGGAGGCGGGAGAAGAUGAGGAGGGGAAGAGUUUGUCCAGCAGAGAUCUUCUACUGGCACUGGGCUGGCUGCUAGCUAAAGGAACACUAGAGAAACUGCUGACACAGAGAGUCCAGCAACUGGACAAAACCCUACUCACAUCUCUACCUGUGAAUACUCAGGUCUCUCAUGAGCUCCAGUUAGACUUGACCUCCCUGCGGAGACUUCAGUGGCUCGUUGGCUAUCUGAGACACCAGAGGCGGAUCCUGCUGGCCAUGAUAGAAGAGCGAGCCCAGUUACUUCAUGCUGUUUUUUCUGCCGGCCUCCCCUCAGCUGUAUCUUCCUCCUCCGAUUACAGUUCUACAGCACUGAAGGAUGACUGCGUUUGUAUGAGGCAUCUCUGUGACCUCCUGGAAACAUACCUGAACUGGAAACAGGUGGAGAAAGUCUUUUGGACCUGGAUGGACAGUGUGGUGGACUGCCAUCUGACAGAACCCGUUGUUAAGACGUCUGUACAUACACCCCAUGUGUGUCACCACAAAGACCAGGAACGAGUGGAAUUGGACGACAUGCUAUCGAGACUGCCCACAGCACAGAAAGGACCGCGGAGGUGUAGAGAGGAAACUGAGGACAGAGGAGGAGAGAGGUUGCAGAAUGGACUGGACACCUCCUCUCUCUUAUGUCGCCCCUCGCAGGCCUACAGAGUCAGGCUCCAGGUUGAGAGGCCGCUCAGCGACCACAUCUCCACAGCCGAGAGGCUCCAUGACAGCACCAAGGCUCCCGACACGUUCCCAGCAUCUCAGGCUGCACAGCUGCUUCUUAAGACGGAGGCUCUGCUGCUGGAGCGGAGGGACAGGCAGAGACUGGCCAACAGGAUGCAGCUGCAGGAAAUGAUUGGUGAACUGGAGGGACUGGUGUUGAUACCACCAUAGACUUUUAGUUUUCAUCGAAUGUUUAGAUUUUGCGAUCGUAAAUGAGACACUGUUGACAAAUUGACAAGGACCUGUCUAUGAGAUAUGUUUUUCAGUAAUGAUCAUUUAUCUUUUGGUGCUGCAAUCUUGUGCUGGAGAUGAUCCAGGGAAUAGUUCCACAUUAUCAUGAACCAGCUGAUCAAUUUAUCAGAUAAAUACACAUCAGUGUAAUCUGACCUUCCUAAAAAGACAGAUUAUCUUUGAAUAAACAUUGUUUUGUACGUUGGUAGUGAAACUUCGUGAAAAUUUGCUAACAUGGAUUUAUGGCAGCUAGCAGGGGAUCAUCCAGAUGUUUUGGCUUCCCUUUUGGAGAGAUGUCAUGUCAUCCAUCUUUCUAUUGUAAUUGGAGGAAACAGCUGGCCUGGCUCUGUCCAAGAUUGAAACAAUAUGGCAGCAAAAACUUCUGAAGGUCACUAAAUCUCAUGUAUCUCAAUUGUUUAAUAAAACAGGAAUGUAAAUGUCAAA
This is a messenger RNA of Hippoglossus stenolepis (Pacific halibut), 2103 nucleotides long. It is a transcript of the gene tedc1, whose product is annotated as tubulin epsilon and delta complex 1. The transcript is spliced from 8 exons. The record is from RefSeq and is a predicted model, not a curated record. The coding region runs from base 388 to 1599 and encodes 403 amino acids. NCBI's taxonomy places the organism in Eukaryota, Metazoa, Chordata, Actinopteri, Pleuronectiformes, Pleuronectidae.